Molecule: messenger RNA, 2805 nt
Organism: Metarhizium album ARSEF 1941
Lineage: Eukaryota; Fungi; Ascomycota; Sordariomycetes; Hypocreales; Clavicipitaceae
Product: Peptidase S8/S53, subtilisin/kexin/sedolisin
Exons: 7
Coding region: 1-2805 (934 amino acids)
Biological process (GO): proteolysis
Molecular function (GO): serine-type endopeptidase activity
Source: RefSeq, a predicted model, not a curated record
AUGGCAAACGACCAUUUUGACGUGGACGAGGUCGGCUUGGACUCGACGGCCGGCGAACACCGUGGAUGGAGCCCAAGCAGCACCACCCGGAGGCAGGCCAAGAUCGUCAAGAGCAUCUUGGCCGGCCAUCUGAGGAUGGAGCUGAUGACGGCCGGUGGCAGAGAGGCGUUCCUUGCAGAGCACGAGGCGUGCUUCGCGGGCGGCGACUACGGAUCCAUCCUCCACGCCGUGAUACGGGAGUACUACGACACGUACGGGAGGAAUGAAGACAAGCUGAAACGGCUCAAGCCUCUGCUGCGGCUGGUCCUAGGCAAGUACCCCUCGCUCCUCGACUCGCAAAACCCCAUGGGCGAGACGACGCUUCAGUUCGCCAUCCGGAAGCGGCUGAGCCAGAUGACCAGGCUCCUGUGUAGCUGCGCACCGGCCCGCGCCGUCGCCGCACUGGAAGCUUGUGGUGUCGGAGGCAGGACGUGCCUGCACGCGGCUAUACACCACGAGCUGGACUUGGAUGCCAUCCAUCAUGUCCUGUCCAUCUGCAGGCCCGCGCUGCUCGUCUGUGCCGACGACGCCGGCGACACGCCGCUCCAUCUGGCGGUGAGGUAUCCGGACAUGAGGCCACGAGCCAGAGCACGUCCCGUCGACGAGAGUCCCGGGGCCAUCAAGGACGAGAGAACACCCGCGGCCUCUCAACACGCCCUGCGAGGGACGCCCCGGGCAUGGCCGGGUGCGACUCGUCCCUCGGCGAGAGACUGCCAGGACGAGACGGGCAGCGGCGAUGUGUUGCUGGGCUUCAUGCAGCGGAUUCUGCCCGCCAUCAUCUCCGACCAGCCUUACAGCUCGACGCACGUGCUCGACCUCGUCAAGGAUCUCGUGCAGCGAAACGACGCGGCCCUGGGUGUGAAGAACCACCACGGUCGGACGCCGUAUCUCGAGCGAGUCCACCAGACGAACAGGUUCGGCGUGCGGAAGACGCCCGAAGCCGCCCACGACAGGCCCAAGGAGAUCUGGAGCGCGGCGGAUUCACGGCCACCAUCCGAGCCGGUCGACAGCACCGCCCGAUACAUGCUAGAGUACUGCGUACGCGAGUUUUCUCCAGAAAAAGCCUCUGCCUGUCUCUACGAGCCGGGGCAAGAACGGCACGUCACCUUUGACCUCAGCACACUGUCUCAACGUUCCAUCACAACCGACUACCUCCGCCGGCUGUCCAUGCACGUCCGGCUCGAGAGCGUUUUGAAAUACGUGGCUCUGCCACGGCUGAGGGUCGACACGGCGCUGGACCCCGGCGACUCGAGAACCUCGUCGUGUUUCGGCGACGAGGGCGCGGGCUCACGCGGCCGGUCCGACCUCCUCCUCGUCUUCGAGUGGCUGCGGCGCCAGGGCGUCGGGCGCAUCUUCAAGGUGAGCGUCGAGGACGACCAGGACCCUCCCCAUUCCGACGCCGCCAUCGAGGCGGCCCUGCGAGGCUUCGACGUCGAGAUCUGGGACUGGAAGCGGCCAGACCUGAGCGCCGACGUCAUUUGCAACUCUACCGCCAAGGCCAGCGAGAUCUUCCUCUACUCGAGCGGCAACAACGCCGUCCUGGCCGGCUGGGCGAGCCCGCACACGCUCUCGGACCGGUGCAAGUUUCCCGAGCUGCGCAGGAUACACCUCUUUGUGCAAAAGGCACGGCGACAAGGAUGGGAAGACGCGGGCCGACUGGCGGCGUACACGGAGCACUUCAAGGCGAGCGUCGCGAGACAGACAAACAACCGCGUCCAGAUAAGCCAGUAUGCUUGGGACGCGCGCGUCUCGAGCGCAGGCGCAGCCGGGAGCACGAGCGACGUGGCCCCCCCCAGCAUUUCCUGGCACGACUGCGUGUCCAGCCUGGCCAAGCUGCUGAGAACAGUGGCGCGGUCCAGGAGGAAGGGCGCCGUCAAGAUCGCCAUCCUCGACGACGGCGUGGACCUGCUGUGCGAGGGCCUGAACGUGUCCAUCGGCGACGGGGCGUCGUUCGACGGCCCCGAGGCGACGAGCAGCCCGUGGUUCAUCUCGUCGAGCCCAGGCAGCCGCGGGACCUGCAUGGCUGCCGUGGUGGGCAACCUGUGCCCCGAGUCGCAGCUGUACAUUGCCAAGAUCACCGCGGCGGGAGACGGGAACGGGGACAAGGUGGCCUCGGCCGCGUCGGCCGCGAGGGCCAUCGAGUGGGCAAUGAGCCGCCGCGUCGACGACGGCGGCGUCAUCAUGUUCACGGCGGCCCCCGACGCCGACGACCCCCGCGCCGAGCUUGCCUGUCCCAUCCGCUCGCAGAGGUGCAUCACCAUCGGGGCCUGCGACGACGCCGGCGCGCCGCUGUGGCCGCAGGCGCGCGGCUCGGCCAUGGCCAACUUUUUCGUGCCGGGCAAGGACGUCGCCGUCCCGGGCGCCGGUGCCGGGAGGCGGGCCACCGUCUCCGGGAGCGCCUUCGCCGCCGCCGCCGCCUGCGCGCUCGCGGGCGUCCUCAUCCUGUGCCUGCGCUGCAUCAACUGGCCCGUCGACGCGAGGCUCGUGCGUCGCGCCUUCAAGGCCCUCGCCGGCGACGGCAAGUUCGUCCGGGUGCACGACUUUCUGCACCGCCGCCUCGGCAUGCACCUUGAGCGGGCGCGCAGGGGUGCCGUCGCGGCCCCGGGCCCGGACCCGCCGCGCCAGGCUGGCCGUCUUGAUCUCUCUGCCUCGGCGUGGGACAGAGGCUGCGUCGAAGCCGCGCUGAGGGCCAUGUUUGAGCACCUGCUCGUGUCGCGGCCUGAUGCGGAACCGACCCCGUCGAGGCUCGACGGGCAUGCAGGGUGA